AUGUACACCAAUAAUCACAUUUUGCUUUCUCUCUUUUGUUUAUCCAUUCUUUUCCACGUCAAUCAUGUUGUUGGUGGCAAGCCAGAGUCAUUAGUUUUGACUUGUGGUUCAAAAGAUGGUGGCAAAGAUGUUGAUGGUCGGUUAUGGGAACCGGAUACCAAGUACCUCUCUGGAGAUUUCGCGAAGAACUCGAUUACAUCCACUGCUUCAUACCAAGACCCUUCUAUUCUUUCUCCUGUUCCAUACAUGGAUGCAAGGAUUUUCACAUCAGAAGUGUCUUAUACAUUCCCUAUCAAAUCCAAUACGCGUUAUUGGGUUCGAUUCCAUUUCUAUCCAUCUGUUUAUACCAAUCUCAACAUUGAUGAUUCCUAUUUCUCAGUUAUUGCUGGCGGUGUAACUCUACUUAAAAAUUUCAGUGCAUCCAUAACAGCACAAGCCCUUACACAAGGUUACCUUGUUAGAGAGUAUUCUCUGGCUCCUGUUGACUCUCCUGUUCUUAACAUCACCUUCAAGCCCUCUGAUAGGCAAAAUGCGUUCGCAUUUAUUAAUGGAAUUGAGUUGAUAGCAAUGCCUGACAUGUUUGAUUCGGCACUCAUGGUUGGUUUUUCUGAUCAAUCAUUCGAUACCAAGAUGGCGCACGCGCAAACAUUGUAUAGACUAAAUGUUGGUGGACAGUACAUUGGACCUUCAAAAGACUCUGGUGGUCUUGGAAGGGCUUGGUAUGAUGAUUUGCCUUACGUAUUUGGUGGUUCGUUGGGUGUCAAUCUUCUGGCAACCGAUAAAUUUCACGUACAGUACAAAGAUUUGCCAGAGUAUAUAGCUCCUGUUGAUGUUUACAAAACCGCUAGAGCCACAGGUCCGAACAGUAACCUCAACAUUAAAACCAACAUGACGUGGUUGUUCCAGGUUGAUGCAAACUUCACCUAUAUUGUGAGGCUACAUUUCUGCGAACUCCAACUCUCGAAAAUCAAUCAACGAGUUUUCAACAUUUACAUCAACAAUCAGACAGCACAGAGUGAGCUCGAUAUAAUUGCAUUGACAGGAGAAAAAGGAGUGCCAACGUAUAAAGAUUACGCGGUUUUUGUCAACGAAAGGGAAGGAGAUGAGAAGAUGCAGCUCCAAAUGAGUCCUUCAGAUGCUUCAAAGCCGGAAUUUCUUGAUACACAAGUUAAUGGAAUAGAGAUAUUCAAGGUAAGUGAUGGCAGCAAAAACUUGGCAGGUCCUAAUCCUGUACCAUCUGAUAUGCUUCUUAAGUAUGAGCAUGACAAUCCAAAGAAAGAUUUUGAUGACUACAACAAAUCCAACGCGGGUGUGAUUGGAGGAGCUGCGGGUGGUGCAGCUGCAUUUGGUCUAGUGUGUGCACUCUGUGUUGCUGUUUACCAAAGAAAGAAGAGAGUCCCAGGAACGGAGUCUCAUACUUCUAGUUGGUUACCAGUCUAUGGUAAUUCUCACACAUCAGCAAGCAAAUCAACAAUUUCUGGGAAGAGUAAUGCAAGCAGCCACCUAUCAUCACUGGCUCAAGGCCUUUGUCGCCACUUCUCGUGGACGGAGAUGAAACACGCCACCAAGAACUUCGACGAGUCUAAUGUUAUUGGUGUUGGUGGCUUUGGGAAGGUGUACAAAGGAAUCAUUGAUGGAGGUGUCAAGGUUGCCAUUAAAAGAUCAAACCCACAAUCAGAACAAGGAGUCAAUGAGUUCCAGACAGAAAUCGAGAUGCUUUCGAAGUUAAGACAUAAGCAUUUGGUGUCUCUGAUUGGGUUUUGUGAGGAAGACAAUGAAAUGUGCUUGGUCUAUGACUACAUGGCACUUGGUACCUUAAGAGAGCAUGUUUACAAUUGUAAGAAAUCACAUCUUUCAUGGAAGCAGAGAUUGGAGAUUUGCAUUGGAGCAGCAAGAGGACUUCACUACCUUCACACUGGUGCUAAGUACACAAUCAUUCACAGGGAUGUCAAGACCACAAACAUCCUCUUGGAUGAGAAUUGGGUUGCUAAAGUAUCUGAUUUUGGGCUCUCAAAAACUGGUCCAAACAUGGAAAAUGGUCAUGUUAGUACUGUUGUGAAAGGAAGUUUUGGUUACUUGGAUCCUGAAUACUUCAAGAGACAACAACUAACUGAGAAAUCCGACGUAUAUUCCUUUGGGGUUGUCCUGUUUGAGGUCUUGUGUGCAAGGCCUGCUCUCAAUCCUAGCCUUCCAAAGGAACAAGUUAGUCUUGGCGAUUGGGCGCUUCAUUGUCAACGAAAAGGGAUGCUAGAGGACAUCAUUGAUCCUCAUCUCAAGGGGAAGAUCAGCCCAGAAUGCCUGAAAAAGUUUGCUGAUACAGCUGAGAAGUGCUUGGCUGAUCACGGAUUCAAUCGUCCUUCCAUGGGUGAUGUGCUGUGGAAUCUUGAGUUUUGUCUUCAGUUGGAAGAUGACCCAGAUGGUUCUUCUAGACAUGGUCAUGGUGGUUCACAGAGUGAGGGAAGCAGAACUACUUCUGAAGUAGCAAACCAUAACAAUAACAUGGCUAUUCAUUACAAUAACCUUGGCCUUGAAGCGAAUGGGGAAUCUGACGACUCAGGUGCUAUCUUCUCUCAGAUUGUCAAUCCGAAAGGGCGAUAAUUGAAGAAUGAAAAUAAUUAAAACAAACCAACCAGUUUUGAGGGUGAUCAUAUGUUGUUUGUAUUGUGUUGAGUACCUUAUAUUCUAUUCCUUAAUCUGUUUUUUCUUCAUUUAUGUAUUGGAUAGGCCAUAUAGAAAGUUCAUACAAGCUUGUAAGCUAUCUAAGCAAAAAUCAA
Molecule: messenger RNA, 2774 nt
Organism: Tripterygium wilfordii
Lineage: Eukaryota; Viridiplantae; Streptophyta; Magnoliopsida; Celastrales; Celastraceae
Product: receptor-like protein kinase ANXUR1
Exons: 1
Coding region: 1-2598 (865 amino acids)
Biological process (GO): protein autophosphorylation
Cellular component (GO): plasma membrane; plasmodesma
Molecular function (GO): transmembrane receptor protein tyrosine kinase activity; ATP binding
Source: RefSeq, a predicted model, not a curated record